Salvelinus sp. IW2-2015 is the source of this 4112-nucleotide messenger RNA. RefSeq names its product ras and Rab interactor 2-like. Lineage: Eukaryota; Metazoa; Chordata; Actinopteri; Salmoniformes; Salmonidae. Gene Ontology annotation, biological process: vesicle-mediated transport. Gene Ontology annotation, cellular component: cytosol; endocytic vesicle. Gene Ontology annotation, molecular function: small GTPase binding; guanyl-nucleotide exchange factor activity. The record is from RefSeq and is a predicted model, not a curated record.
UACUGAAUCACUCCAGGAUGCUUUUGCAGAAGUCUUUGCGCUAUCAUACCACGGCGCAUUCCUGAAAAGGGAAUUCAUAGAAUGUCACUGAAAGAGGGACGUUCUCCCGAAGGGCAUGUCACAGUUGUCUGCAUCCCUAAAUCCCGUGGAAUUUUAACUGAACAAGAAAGGACGCACAUCAAGUUAGCAUCUUAAAGAAGAGGAAAAGAGGAAAUAGAAAAAGAUGCAGGGGGAUCUAGGGUCCCAGCGGAGUUUCAGUGUGUUGGACCGACUCCUCCACACACACCCCGUCUGGCUGCAGCUGUCCAUCAAUGCUGACUCCGCCCUCUAUAUCCUGCUCAGAGAACCUGUCGGGACAUUCCUGGUGCGUAAGUGCAGCUCCAGCCAGAGGAAGUUGUUGUGUGUCCGAGUGACCGCAGACCGAGCAGCAUCCUCCAUUAAGGAGUGUCUCAUAUGUGAGGAAGACUCCACCUUCGCCUUGGAGAGCUCCGCCCUCAGCUUCCCAGACCUCUGCCGAUUGGUGGCCUUCUACUGCAUCAGCAGGGAUGUGCUGCCUUUUCCGCUGGAGCUCCCAGAAGCCAUUGCUCAGGCCUCCACCCACAGGAAGCUGGAGGCCAUCUCCCAUAUGGGAUUAGAGUUCUGGAGUUCACUCUCUGACACCCAGAAUGGACCUGGGACCCUACAGGCUCCACCCACCAUCAAGGCUUCACCCAUUACCACUAAGUCUCCGCCCACCAGUGCCAUGCAGGUCAAGGCGGGUCUGUCCCAGGACCUGUGUUACCUGCUGUCCCGCGGCAGACAGGAGUCUCUCUGCUUCAUUAACCCUCUCUUUCUCCAGCUUGAGCAGCAACAGCCGAUCCCGGGGGCGUCCCACAAACGCCACCGCUUCAAACGCAGCAUGAGGGUCCGUGUCUCUACAGAGAGCUCCAUGACUCUGUCUGGUUGUGGAGGUGGUGGAGAGGGGGCUGGGUCAUUCCCCUUGCCCCCACCGGAGAACCCCAAGGACCAGGAGAGGCUCCAGCCCACACCCCUCCAGCCCAGUCCCAACCCGCACAGGAAGGUCCAUCCUGGGYCUGGCGUCCUGAGGAAAACCCCUGCACUGUCCCCCAUGUCGGCCGAGGAUGAGGAUCUCGUGCCUGUACCGCCAGCGGCCCCAACAGAUCCUCCAGUGGGGGAGGUAGAGGAGGACCCAUCUGCUCCAGAGGAGCCCAGCAUCGAGGAGGCGUGCUUGGCCUUGGAGGGCCACCCGGCCCCCUCUCUGGCCCAACUGGACAGCAGCAGCUCUUUCAGCAGUCUGGAGGAAGAGGACCCAGAAGCAGAAGCAGAGGACCAGUUCUUCAAACAACCAAACCCCAACCCUCAGCGCCGCCCGCCCCUGGUGCGCUCACGGGGGGGUCACGGAGGCCUGGAGAGGAUGAGCGCGGCGUUUGUGUGUUUCUUUGCUCCAGAGAAGAGGCUCGCCAGGCUGGUGGAGGAGCUGUCCAGGGAACGGAGGUCUGCGUUUGGUUCCUUGGUCCAGGAGUUCCUCCAGAAGCAGAAAGAGGAGCUGAGAGGGGUCUUGACCCAGGCUGCCUCUUCAUCAUCGUCUUCCUCGCCGAAGUCCUCCUUGGCGGUGCUCCAGGAGCUGCGGUGCUUCUUGUCCCAGGCCAAGAGCUUCCUGCUGGACAGCGGAGAACUGUCGCCCCCCCUAGAGACCCUGGUGCCUGACAACGAGAAAGACAUAGCCCUGGAGAAGGCCAUGUUCGGUUGUGUGCUGAAACCUCUGAGGGUGCUGCUAGACCAGGCCCUCCUCUCCCUCCACAGACAGGACGGCUCCACCCAGCACCUGGCCUCUAGUCUCCUGGCCUGCCAAGAGGGGGCGAUGGAGCGCCUCGUAGUGCUGGUGGGCGUGCCCGACACCCGCGGAGUGGAGAGGGUGAYGCAGAAGCUGGGCCUCAUGCAGCGCACCCACUCACCCAUAGACAAGGUGCUGCUGCUGCUGCAGGUCUGCAAGUCGGUCCAGAAGGCCAUGGGGGCCCUCCACGACGGUGGACAGGAAGUGAGCUCUGAGGACUUCCUGCCGGCGCUGUCCUAUGUUAUAGUGAUGUGUAACACGCCUCAGAUCCUACUAGAGGUGGAGUACAUGAUGGAACUACUAGAGCCCUCCUGGCUCACUGGGGAGGGUGGCUACUACCUGAGCAGUAUCUAUGCCAGCCUCUGUCUGAUCCAGAGCCCUGAAGCGAAGGGGGACCGGGUCCCCCCAGGAGGACUGACCCGCGAGGCCCUGGACGGACUGAGGGAGUGGGGCCACAGACGCAGCCUGGAAGCCAAGAGCAACCGUGAGAGACAACAGAACCAGAGGUGUGUUCGGGUACUGUUCCAGGACGGCGAGCGCAGCGCUGUGCGGACGCUGCAGUGGAGAGCCGGGGAGAGCAGCGAGGCCCUAGCCCAGCUCUGUGCCUCCACAUUCGGUGUCUCCGAGCCCCAGGACUACACCCUCUACUGGAGGUCCGGGGGGGAGAUGAGGACCCUUCCCCCCCAGACACAGCCUCAGGACCUGGCCAGCCACAGUGAGGGAGGCCCCUCUCUCUCCUACCUUCGCACGGACCAUGACUUCAGCAAGAUGCGGCGCCUGACCAGAGGGGGAGCUGUGGACCUGGGGGAGUCCGUGUGUGAGGAGUGAAGGAGGGAGGGCGAAGGAAGGAGGGAGGGCGAAGGAAGGAGGGAGGAAGAGGAGUUGGAAGAGUUCUUCUCGGAUCUCAGCGUUUUUCGAUUGGUUGAUUGAUUAAAAAAGCUGUGUUGUGUCUUGGACGUGUUGUCAUAACUACAGCUCUCACUAAAGACUAAAGGGCAAGUCUCAAUUGGCACCCUAUUCCAUAGUGGAGGUUUAAAAGUAGUGCACUGCACUGUAUGGGCUCUGGUAAAUAGGGUGUCACUUGAGACUCAGCCUUAGAGGAAGGGCAGGUUGSUUGUCUAUUAUUCACAUCACUUCUGUCAAUCUGCUGCUCCUUGGUUGGAACCAUAGAAUUAGAAUGAAUUCUAUAAAUUAUAUUUCUAUGUUCAGAACCCUGUUGUUAAGGGUUGGGGGGGUGGCCUAAAACACUAGCUACCGGUAUGUCCUUGCUACUGUAAUGUAAGAGCGACAGAAAUAUUUUUUGUAAGACCGAACCUCAAUACCAAAGUUAAGAAAGUAAAGUCAUACACAUAGGAAUGUGUGCAGCUCCGAGGACAAUCUUUGCUUUAACGUAAGAUGGACCUGGUUCUUUUGACUUAUUUACAGUGUUACAGAUAAAGAAGGAGUGAAUAAGAGCCAAUACAGGCAAACGCCAUGAAGCCAUUUUGGAUUGUGAGUCCGAGGUACUGUUGAUGUUGGCUCUGCCAUCUCCAGUCACUUACUGUUGACAGGAUUUGGGUAAAACCAUUUUUAACUUUACAAAUAGAAAACCAGUUUGAGGAAUUUUGUUGAAAGGCACAAUAUUUCCUUGUUUUAAGAUUUUUGCCAACUGAAUCUCUUUAUGAUAAAAAAGGACACAUUUGUCAAAAUAUUUGCUUUUUUUCUGUUUUACUUUUACUGUUUCCAUUAAACUGCUUUAAUAUUCCAUGACAAAAGUAGCUUCUGAGAGAAAAGACAAUCUACGUGACAAUGGCCAAUAAAACUGGGACCAUGUUAUGCCUAAUGGCGAUUAGUUGAAUGUAAAGUCACCUAAGUGGCCAUGGCGACGACUCCUGCUGCAGAUCAUCUUUGCCAACUGACUGUUCAACUUAAUGUUAACACUUAUAAUAAUGUAUUAUUACAAUAAUGAAUUGUUAAAAAAAAAAAGUGGAAUAGUUGUAUUGAAAAUGAAUCACAGAUUUCUAAAAAGGAAAGUGAAAUAUUUACCUUUAUGAAAGCUUUUACUGAAGGAGGGUUCAUUUAAAGACGAACAAGGACACCUUGAGGACUAUUGCAUGCUCUUUUAAUUGAAUGUAACGAUUUUGGUGGUUUCGUAUGUGAUGCAUGUGUUGACUGUGUUGAAAAAGGCAACAUAAUGUCAUUCACUAUUUCAUUGGCUGUAUAACACAUUGCUGUAUUUUGUCCAGUGAUACAAAAUCGCAAUAAAAUUGCAUUAUCUGCUCAUAGUGCUACUACAUGA